Molecule: messenger RNA, 1728 nt
Organism: Colletotrichum karsti
Lineage: Eukaryota; Fungi; Ascomycota; Sordariomycetes; Glomerellales; Glomerellaceae
Exons: 6
Coding region: 1-1728 (575 amino acids)
Molecular function (GO): catalytic activity
Source: RefSeq, a predicted model, not a curated record
AUGGGCUCUCUCUCCGACUAUUCGGUGCCUCAAGAAGCCAAGGCCGCUUUCAUCACCGGUAUUCUGGAAAAUCCGCUCAUGAACCACCUGCCCAGCGACCUCAAAUCUCUUGGACAGAAGGUGAAAUUCGAGGGUUCAACCAAGCCGAGCGUUCCUGUCAACUGGAAGUUCGCCGAGAGCAUCGCGGCUCUGAAGGCUCUCGAAGCCACUCUGAUCAACCGCCUGAUCAUGAAGAAGUACAAUGCUCAGCCAGCAGACGUUACUAUCAACACGGACCACGCGGCCUUGUUCUGCUUCUCACCUCUAGUGGCCUCCCUGAUCGGAGACGAUGGCAAGAUUACGCCAAUGGCUGUGGCAAGCUUCCUUCCCGACGCGAUGAAGAUGUUUCCCGACACGGACUUGCACAGGUGCUCAGCAAGCCUUCACCGCCAGCUCCCGACAAAUAUCUACAAGACCAAGGAUGGAAAACUUUACCAGAUGCAUGGAGGCAUCAACCCGGACCCCAUUCUCAAGGCAUUGGGCUUGCCGGCCGACGGAGAGCCCAUCGACACCUACGACGCGGUGGUAGAGCGGUUCGCGAAGGUCGUGGGUCAGUAUAAUUGGAAAGACCUGGACGAGCUCCUAAACGAGAAGCAUCGCCAGUCCGGUGUGAUUGCAUGGUCUUCAGACGAGUAUUUUGCGAGCGAGCAAGGCAAGGCGGUGCAGAACAUCGGGCUUUACGAGCUCAACCAAGCGAACAAUAACGCUCAGCCAGCAUCAUGGUGGCCAGAAAACGAGGCGCUCCCCUCAUCUCCCCAGAGACCCCUUGCAGGCCUCCGAGUCGUUGAUCUAUCCCGCAUCAUCGCCGGGCCCGCGAUAUCCCGAGGUCUCGCAGAGCUCGGCGCCAGCGUGAUGCGCGUCACUUCCCCCAACGUCACCGACAUGUCUGUCCUGCAUCAGGAUCUGAACUGGGGCAAAUGGAACUGUCACCUGGACCUCAACGACGAGGCGGACAAGGAGAAACUCAGAGCACUCAUUCGGGAUGCGGACGUCGUUGUUGAUGGCUACCGCCCCGGCGUCAUGCAGAAGCAUGGUUUCGGACGUGAGGAUAUCUUUGAGUUGGUGAAGACGCGCGAUCGGGGUAUCGUUCACGUCCGAGAGAAUUGCUACGGCUGGCACGGACCGUGGAAGAACCGCGGCGGUUGGCAGCAGGUUAGCGACGCGUGCUGCGGAGUUUCCAUGGCUUACGGUCAGGCCAUGGGCCACAACGAGGCCGUGACGCCUCCAUUCCCCGUUGCUGACUAUGGUGCGAGUAUCUGUGGCAGCGUCGGUGUCCUGGACGCAUUGAUGAAGAGAGCAGAGAACGGAGGCAGUUACGGCGUUGAUGUCGCCCUCAACUAUUACACCCAAUGGCUCAUCCGCUCGUGCGGCAUGUAUCCGGAUCCGGUGUGGAAGGAACUCUGGGAUCGUCACGGCUCGCCGGUCUUCAGGCACUAUCAUGCCAUGCCGUAUACCGUUCCAACAGUCUCCAAGCUUCUCUACGCUCACGACGUGACGACCCUGUUCCAACAGCACUUCUUCGAGACCCGCAGGUCUGAGGCCGUGAAUGGAACUUUCAUGGUCGUCAAGCCUAUCGCUCAGUACAAUGACGGCGCGGUUGAGCCCAAGUUCAACGUCGGAACCAGAGGAAACGGUGUUGAUCAGCCAUUUUGGCCAAAGGAUCUUUCUGUUGAGGUGGUCAACGAGUAG